This is a messenger RNA of Trichobilharzia regenti, 411 nucleotides long. The record is from the annotation of a GenBank genome assembly. Lineage: Eukaryota; Metazoa; Platyhelminthes; Trematoda; Strigeidida; Schistosomatidae.
AUGCCUUAUUCAUCUUCAGGUGUUUAUUUCAACUCCAGUCAUAAUUGUUCACGUCCUGGUGAUCCUUGCCUUUUAAAUUCAAUCGAUACAAAUCAGUCAGAUGCUCAUUUACUCAAUUGUGGUACUGAAAGUUACACUGUCUCAUCAAAUCCUUAUUCAUCUAGUCGUUUUCCCAGUGUCUGUGAAGGAAUCUCAACAGAUUCAGGUCUACCGUCUAAUUGUCAAGUACGCUCAGUUAUCUCUGGUUAUAGAAAGAUUGGAGAUAACGAUGAUGAGGAUCGUGUUGAUGGCGUUGAUGGAGGUAACAAUUAUGCUGAACACAAUCGAAAAACCUCGAAUAGUACUAUCGAUUCUCGCGUUUUGGACACUUUGAUAUACGAUAGAAAGAAAAAGCGUAUAUUAUAUAUUUAG